Molecule: messenger RNA, 2413 nt
Organism: Aegilops tauschii subsp. strangulata
Lineage: Eukaryota; Viridiplantae; Streptophyta; Magnoliopsida; Poales; Poaceae
Product: UDP-glycosyltransferase 88B1
Molecular function (GO): UDP-glucosyltransferase activity
Source: RefSeq, a predicted model, not a curated record
GGCGAUGAAUAAAGAAGCUUCAGAUCCUUCCCCACUGAGGCGAUCGGUCCUAUGGUUGUGGAUGGAUUUGUAAACCAGUCUGUUCAAGCUAGGAUAGCAUGGCGAUGACAGCAUCCUCGUGGUGGACUUGUGCCCUCAGGCUACGCCGAUGCGACGAUGUUUGCUCCAGCGCCGACGUGAAGCUUGGGAGGUAGUCCAAGAGCGGAUGUAAAUUGUUGUUUGCAUUGUUGGCAUCUAGAGGAUGGUGGAUCGUGUGUUGGGGUUGUGGUUCAUGGCUGGUAGGUAUGGUUUCCUCCUCCGACGUCUUAGUCUUGCAGAGGUGCCAGAUUUGGAGCUCGACGAUGUGUCUGAGGUGUUGCCCCCAUCUGAUUCAUUCAAUGGCAAUGACUCCGCCUUUGGUGAGCCACCUUGAAGGUCCGCAAAGCUGCAUCAAAGAUGGAGCCAUGUCGAGCUCGGCUAAGAAGGUGAUUCAUCAUUUGUUUUCUUUGGUGGCUGUUGUAGUGGCGUCGGAGGUAGAUGACUGACAAUGGUGUCAAGCUCAAGAAAUUCUCCGGUCUUGAUUGUAAUUUUCUUUCUUGGUUGGUGACAUUUAUUUUAGAGGAGAGAAAAUAUAAAUGAGACACGUAUAACCAUGAAAAAAAUUACAAGUAGAAAAAAAAUAAGUAACAUGGCCCACUCGUUUCUCUCCUACAGUGUGCAAAUCACAGACCAGACCACCAAGCAAAGCUGAAUCAGAACACUCCAAUGUCAACGCCAAGAAGGGUGGUCGUCGUCGCCGGCCAGAGCCUAAGCCACCUCAUCUCCAUGCUGGAGUUCGCCGCGAUGUGCCUCCGUCGCGGCCUCGCGGUGACCGUCGCCGUCCCGGACCCGUCCCUCACCGCCCCGGCCUUCCGCUCCACCAUCGGCCGGUACGCCUCCCGGCUCCCCACCCUCUCCGUCCACUCCCUCCCUCCCCCUCCCGCCCUCGACGCCGCCUCCGCUGCCGCCCACCCGUUCAUCCGCAUGCAGGCCGCCUCCCGCUCCCAGGCACCUGUCCUGCGGGACUUCCUCCAUAGCCUCCCCGACGUCCACGCGCUCGUGGCCGACAUGCUCGCCGUCUGUGACCUCGACGUAGCCACGGAGCUGGGCAUCCCGGGGCACCUGUUCUUCUCCACAGGCGCCGCCAGCCUCUCCGUCUUCCUCCAAUUGCCUUUGUUUUGCUCCGGGCGCGCCGGAAACUUGAAAGAUCUCGGCGACACGCCCGUGUCGUUCCCCGGCAUGUCCCCGAUGCCGGCGUCUCACUUGGUCGACGCGGUGCUCGACAGAGGGACGGACCUCUACGCGACUGUGCUGGACGUAUUCGGUCGGAUCGCGGGUGCGCGCGGCAUUCUGGUGAAUACCUUCGACGCGCUGGAGGGCUCAGCGGUGUCGGCGCUUAGAGACGGGCGCUGCCUGCGCGGCCGCGCCACGCCGCCAGUUUACUGCGUCGGGCCGUUGAUCGCGGAGGGGGAAGAGGAGGAGGAAAGACACCCAUGCCUCCCGUGGCUGGACGUGCAGCCCGAGCGUAGCGUCGUGUUCCUCUGCUUCGGCAGCCGAUGCACGGUGUCGCUCCAGCAGAUCGGUGAGAUGGCCAAGGGGCUGGAGAAGUCCGGGCACAGGUUCUUGUGGGUGCUGCGCGCGCCUCCUGCCUUCGCCGCAGCCGGCGGCGGACCGGACGCGGCGCUGUCUCUUCUCCCGGAGGGGUUCUUGGCCCGGACCGCGGACAGGGGCUUCGUGGUGACUGCGUCCUGGGUGCCUCAGGUGGAGGUGCUGCGUCACUCAUCCACUGGUGCGUUCGUAACCCACUGUGGAUGGAACUCGACGCUGGAGGCGGUGGUCGCCGGUGUGCCAAUGGUGUGCUGGCCGUUGGUAGCCGAGCAGUGGAUGAACAAGGUGUACAUUGUCCAAGAUAUGAAGGUUGGCGUGGAGGUGAGAGGGUAUAAGCGCGGGGGCCUUGUCAGGGCCGACGAUGUUGACGCGGCGGUUAGGCAGAUCAUGGACAUGGAGCCGGAGAGACGGCGAGCACUCGAGGAACGGAUCAUGGCGGUAAAGAAGAGCGCUCAAGCAGUAUGGAAGGAAGAUGGCUCCUCCUGUACCGCGUUCACCGAGUUUAUGAUGCAAACGGAGUAACCAUUGUAAUCAUUAGCAGCAACUAUCCAUGAAGCAAAUGGAGUGAUCAUUAGUUUAUGAAGCAAAGGGACAUCAGCAGCAGAUGCUUAGGUGUGGGUAAGGAUAUGUAAGUUGCACGUUGCAGCAUUGCGCACCAUUGGGUUGUAAUUAAGCUUGAAUUAUAUGAGUAUAGUCCAAUCUGUUGGUCUAUAAUGUUUAUUUUGCUUUUUUUGCGAAUAUGUUUAUUUUGCUUUGAUUCUAUAUAUGUGGGAAAUGAGUGUUAUUU